Molecule: messenger RNA, 1803 nt
Organism: Tripterygium wilfordii
Lineage: Eukaryota; Viridiplantae; Streptophyta; Magnoliopsida; Celastrales; Celastraceae
Product: U-box domain-containing protein 9-like
Exons: 2
Coding region: 236-1591 (451 amino acids)
Biological process (GO): protein ubiquitination
Cellular component (GO): cytoplasm; nucleus
Molecular function (GO): ubiquitin-protein transferase activity
Source: RefSeq, a predicted model, not a curated record
CUUCCAUUAAGGGAAAAAAAACACUGAACCAGAGUAGAUGGUAUAAGAAGACUGGAAGAGUAUGAGAGAAGGGAGAGAAUACUAAAUUCACUGGAGAGAGAGAAUAGUAUUUCCUGCUUAAUCCUUACAGAAUUACUCCCAAGAAAUUGCGAAAUAGAGAGAAUGAAUCACAGCCUUCUCAUUCUCCUUCGUUUCUAGAUGUCAUCCCCAACCGACAUUCUUGAUUCACCGAUUCAUGGCUAAAACCGGCGUCUUCAAUUCGGAUUCGACGGCCAUGGAAAAGGUUACGGAAUUGAUCAAGACGGAAUUGAUGAAACUGGUGAAUUCAAUCGUUCAAGAUGAGAAUUGCAGUGUCGAAACCAUCGAUCAAGCACAAGAUAAGCUUUAUGCUCUCAAGGAACUACAGUUGUGUAAGAAAUCGCUUUCUUCUUUAAAGUUGAAAGAAUGUCCGCAGGAGUUCCGCUGCCCGAUUUCCAAAGAUUUGAUGAAAGAUCCCUGUGUUGUCGCUACUGGACAGACUUAUGACAGACCCUUUAUCCAGAAUUGGCUGAAAGCAGGCAAUCGAACAUGCCCGCGAACUGAAGAAGUGUUGUCACACAUAAUACUUACUCCUAAUCAUGUAAUGAGGGAACUGAUAACAAAAUGGUGUAAGAGCCAAGGAAUAGAAUUGCCUGACCCUGCUCAAUAUAUUAAUGAACUACCAGUGACGGAACAUGGUCAUGAACGAUUUCUUUCUCUGCUUAAGAGUUUGUCCUCAACUAUUUCUGAACAAAAAGAAGCUGCAAAGGAGCUCCGCUUAUUGACAAAGAGGAUGCCAUCAUUUCGGGCACUUUUUGGUGAGUCUGUUGAAUUCAUUCAUCAAUUGCUUGGCCCACUCAAUCAGAUAGAGUUUCAUCCUGAUCUCCAAGAAGACGUGAUCAGUACACUAUUAAAUGUUUCUAUCCAUGAGGACAAUAAGAAACUUGUUGCUGAAAUCCCAGAGGUUAUUACACUACUUAUGGAAUCUUUAAAAUCAGGAACAAUUGAGACAAGGAGUAAUGCAGCUGCAGCUCUUUUCACAUUAUCUGCUGUUGACUCUAAUAAGGUUCUUAUUGGUAAAUCGGGUGCUUUAGGACCUCUCAUUGAUCUUCUAGAAGAGGGAUAUCCAUUGGCAAUGAAAGAUGUUGCUUCUGCAAUUUUUAGCCUGUGUCUUUUACAUGAGAACAAGGCAAGAGCUGUGCGUGAUGGUGCAGUGAGGGUCAUAGUGAAGAAGAUAAUGAAUGGUGAGUAUGUUGAUGAGUUACUGGCUAUUCUCGCAAUGCUUUCUAGUCAUAGAAGGGCUGUUGAAGAAAUGGGAGAGCUCGGAGCGGUGCCUGUCUUGCUUAGCAUCAUUAGGGAGAGCACUUGUGGAAUGAAUAAGGAGAACUCCAUUGCAAUCCUCCACAGUAUCUGCUUCAACGAUCGAACCAAGUGGAAGGAAGUUAGGGAAGAGGAGAAAGAAAAUGCAACAAUCUCUAAACUUGCUCAAGAUGGAACUUCAAGGGCCAAAAGGAAAGCUAGUGGUAUUCUCGAGAGACUUAACAGGGCUGUCAAUUUUACACACACAGCUUAAUGAAACGGUUUCUGCAGAAAGUAUGAAUUUCAACCAUGUGUACAUUCUAUCUCUGUAUUCAGGCAUUUUGAUCAUCAAGUCAACUCAGGCAUGUUACAUCCUCAUCUCCCUUUGCAAAUUCUCUUCACAAUACUUUUCAAUUUCAGGUCACUGUGAAUAAACAUAUUACAGUCAGCAUUACUAAUAAGAUUUUGUCUUGAGCUUUUGUACAA